Messenger RNA from Chelonus insularis, 3143 nucleotides. It is a transcript of the gene tacc, whose product is annotated as transforming acidic coiled-coil protein. The record is from RefSeq and is a predicted model, not a curated record. Bases 298 to 3060 code for a protein of 920 amino acids. Gene Ontology annotation, cellular component: cytoplasm. Gene Ontology annotation, biological process: mitotic spindle organization; cell population proliferation. NCBI's taxonomy places the organism in Eukaryota, Metazoa, Arthropoda, Insecta, Hymenoptera, Braconidae. The transcript has 6 exons.
UGAAAAGAAAGCCGUUACAAGCAGCAUCCGUAGUUAGACUUCCAAGUGUUUACCAGUUAUUUCCCUGUUAAAACCGGUGAAAUCGUUUAAAUUGAUGUAGAAAAGUUAGGAAGUCCAUGUUGAGCAUGUGAAAAGUGAAAAUUUGAAACGUACAAAUCUAAAAACAUCCAUUUAAUAAGUGAUAUUUGAUUUGUUAGCUUUUAAUGAUUUACAAUUGAGAGUGCUAAAGAUCCAUUCGUAUUUUUUUAAUUUGUCUCAUUAAGUGCAAUAAUAAGGUUUUGAAAUAUCAAAAUAAUCAUGUCAACUCCAACAAAAAUAUCAGCUAGCCCUAUUGGUGCAAAAGAAGGAACAAGAGUAAUUUUACGAGAAAUAACUGCAUCUCUUCACAAUUCACCACCUUUAAAAGUAGCAAAUAAGAGUGGGAACGAAACCAUCCUCAAGGCUAGUCCAGAGCACGAAGUUAAAGUGAAAUUUGCUCGAGAAUUCGCUGAUGCUGAAGCAUAUCCACCCGGACGUAAAACUACAGAGAAUAGUUUAUCUUCAGCAAGUAGUUUCUUAAGUGUGACAUCUACACUCAGCACCAAGAGUAGCAGUGGAAUUUGUUUGGACAGCCCAGCAAGAUCAAACGAUUCCUACACUAAUCUAGAAGUCCCUGGACUGGAUGAAUUAAUAUCAGCUUGUGAGAAAAUCCGCUUAGACAACACAAAUCCUAUAGUAGCAGGUGGAGAUCAUUCAUUUGCUGACGCAACAUUCACUUCAGCUACAGACGAAUUACAAUUGGAUCAAACUUUUGAUCUUGCAAGAUCAGGAAGAGUUUCUCCAAGUAUUAAUGAUGCUACUCAGUUCUUGGAAAAGAAUUGUAAUACGACCUAUGCUGCAUCUAAUCCUCCAAGUCCUAGUUUAAAUCGUAAUACAGAGCUUGAUACAUUGCAGAAGAGUUUUCACAGUAGUGAUGUUUUACAGAACAGCCCAGUAAAUAACUCUGUCGAGUAUGAAACAGCAAGUGAAACUUUUUUGCAGUCAAAAUUAAGUAACGAAUCGAUUCAUUUAUCGGUCUCAAAACAUCAAUUGAUAGAAUCGUCAGCAGCAGAAAUUUCUACUGAUCUAACAGCGAAUGAACCUAUAUCUGAAACAACAAAUUUUUCAACAGUAACUACUAAUGAUUCAGCUAAUGUUGAUGGUGAAUUUAAAGUACCAUUUCCUGUGAAAGCUCCUAAGAUACAAGAAAAUAUAAAUAAUCAAACUAUUACUAUUGAACCUAUCCAGGUAAAUCAUAAUCUCAGUACUAUUUUUGAGCGCUCGAAUGAAGCAAUCUCUUCGACUAACGUAUCAUCUUGCUUAGAGAGCACUCUAGGAAAGAGCAAUCAGACUGUAAAUGAAUCGAUUACUUAUGUGAUCGAACCAGUCGAAAAAAAUAAAGUUUGUGAGAAUUCAACAGAAAAAGAAACUCUUGAAGGGAAACGUUUGCCUGAUAUUUCAGUAGUACAACAAGCACCAAAGGAUAUUGAUGAUAAGGUAAACCUUUCAGUGAAAAAAGAAUCAGAGCUAGUUGAAGAAAAUAAAUUGUUUAGUGAAAAUAAAGAAGAGAUUGAAACUGGAGAUUGUGAUUUAGAUUCCACUAUUGUGUUAGAUUCAAAUAUUGAUUUUUCUUCGGAAUUAGAAGGCAAUCAAAAAGAAUCUGAUAAUUCUGAAGAAGUAAAAGAGGUUGAAAAAAUAGAACCUAGUUCCGUAGCUUUGCACACAGAGAAUUUAAAUUUACCUCAAGAUUACGGUGAAUUCACACCGCAGCGUCAAAGUACAAGUUUAAAUUGUAUAGCUUUAAAACAGAAUUCAGAGGUAGAACAGUGUUUGAAGAAUCGUGAAGCAUCUGAAUCUCAAUUCUUUGAUGCACAAAAUUCUACGUUGAAUAUUCCUAGUGAAUUUGAAAAGCUAGAAGCUCAAUCACAAAGUAUUGCUAAUGAUACUAUUGAUAAUACAUCAAUAGAACUUAUUGAUGAACCUGAGCAAUUCGUUUCUGCAUCAAACGAUCUUUUCCGUGAUCCUACGAAUUUUGAUUUCCUGUUAACAAAAACAGAACAAAAAAAUUUGAGUGAUAGACUUAGAGAUUCUCUCUACCAAAAAUUUGAUCCACUGGUGUCAAACACCAGUAUGUUACCUCAAGGUAAUGGCGCGGCUACGCCAUCAAAUGAUGAACGGAAUGGCGAAAAAGACAUAUCCGUGCCUAAUAUUGGAACGCCUAAGCGUAAUCCUGCCAUUGCGGCUAUUGAUAGAUUACUUUUUUAUAGUCCUAUGACUCCGGGUAUUCAAAAGAAUGAAGAAUCUGAGAAAAUCGAAUCUCCUGAAAAAAAUACUUCGAAUACUGUUCCUGUCGUUGACUCUGCCAUGGCAAAAGAGUUAGAAUUAGUUAAAGCGACAGUUUUACAGUUGGAAGAACAAUUAGAAAAAGAAAAGGAAGAAAAUAAAAAUUAUCAGAAACAAAAAGAAGAUCUCCAAGAAACAAUUAAUCAAUUACAAAAGCAGAUAGCUAAAGAAAUAAAACAUAAGAAUCAGAUAAAUGUCGUUGUUGAUGAGUAUGAAAAAUCGAUAAGUCGAUUGGUAGCGGAGAGAGAAAAAGAUCGGAAAAAUCAAGAUGCAGAAAAAACAGCGCUUUUAGAAGAACUUCAAGAAGUUAAAAAUCAUUUGGCUGCUUCUGAAGCAGCUUUUAAUGACGUUCAUGCAAAAUAUGAACGAUUAAAAGUUGUUUGUACAACGUCAAAAAAUAAUGAAAUUGCCCUUAAAGAGAGUAUUGCUGAAAAUGUAGCAACUAUUAAAGCUUUAGAACAUCGGUACGAGCAAGUUAAAAUUCAUGCGGCAGCACGACUUGAUAAAGCAAAUGAAGAAUUAAAUGCAAUAUAUAAACAGCAUGAAUCAGAAAUUUUAAAACUACGAGCAAUGUUAAGGAAGGAGGAACUAAAAAGCAAUUCUUUAACAGAAAUGAUCGAACAAAAAGUAAAAGAAAACAAAGAACUGACGAAAAUCUUGGAUGAAUUGCUUGGAAGAGGUAAUUUAGUAGAUAAAUAAGGAGAGGUUUACUUAAAAAGAAUUAUUAUUAUCAUUAUUUAAGGAACAAAAGAUAAUGUUCAAAAUAUUUUUUUGUUAAUUUA